AUCAACUCUAGUCCUGACCGGAUCCCCUCAGCUUAUCAAAUCUUUCAAAAUGAAGUUCAUCGCUCUCUUGGCCCUGUUCGCCAGUGCACGAUGUGCAAUCAUUCCGGCUGGAAAUACUGCACCCGAGUCCGGUUCCAAUCUUGAGAAACGAGCCUCUUGCAAUGUCUGUGUUACAACCGUACAGGGUUCAUCAACAACAGUAUGGGGCCGUGAAAUUCCAUAUGACCAAGGUGGCCUCACCUCGCGAGGUAUCUACGUUGGCUGUGACGCUCAUAUCGAUCGCAAACGAACAACAAACUGUGCGCAGUGGAGUGUUUGGACGUCUGGAACUUGUGGGACGGUUACAAAGCACCAAACAUGUUAAUGGUGACGGCUGGUACAGGUCAACCUUUUCUUUCUCUCUUCCUGGAUGCUACGGUAGAUGUAGCUCAUAAUCACCACUUAAUUCAAUAGAUAUUAGAUACAAUAAAGACUGCCUACACUGCAAAUCUUGCGUCCAUCUCAAUAACGGACAGUCCCGUAAAUAGCCGAGCAAAAUGCGGACCGGUGAUUUGUGGCGUUCAUCCGCGUCGAGUCCAUCACCGGUUUCUGUCAGGUCCGUCUCAUUGCGACCCC
Molecule: messenger RNA, 615 nt
Organism: Ilyonectria robusta
Lineage: Eukaryota; Fungi; Ascomycota; Sordariomycetes; Hypocreales; Nectriaceae
Exons: 2
Coding region: 50-364 (104 amino acids)
Source: RefSeq, a predicted model, not a curated record